Messenger RNA from Racocetra persica, 145 nucleotides. NCBI's taxonomy places the organism in Eukaryota, Fungi, Glomeromycota, Glomeromycetes, Diversisporales, Gigasporaceae. The record is from the annotation of a GenBank genome assembly.
AUGCCCCAUUAUGGAAGUAAAGAUCUUGGAAAAUUUUUUGGAAAAAUUAACACUAAAAAGAGUGCGAGUUUUUGUAAAAUGUUGGCAUUACUUUUCAAAUUGGAUAAACUCUUGGUAAAAUUUCCUAUUAUUAGCGCUAAACGAG